Pollicipes pollicipes is the source of this 2178-nucleotide messenger RNA. It is a transcript of the gene wol, whose product is annotated as Dolichyl-phosphate beta-glucosyltransferase wollknaeuel. Lineage: Eukaryota; Metazoa; Arthropoda; Thecostraca; Pollicipedomorpha; Pollicipedidae. The record is from RefSeq and is a predicted model, not a curated record. Gene Ontology annotation, cellular component: endoplasmic reticulum membrane. The transcript is spliced from 7 exons. Gene Ontology annotation, biological process: protein N-linked glycosylation. The coding region runs from base 96 to 1088 and encodes 330 amino acids.
UGAUGUUUGUGGUAAUGUGGGGGAUUCCGCGAGUGUUUUGUGUAUGAUUUCUGUCUGUGUUUCACCGUAGGUCCUGAACUUGAAAUCCAGCUAAGAUGUUGGGGCUCUCUGUGUUUGGUCUCUACAUGGUUUUUGUUGUCUUUCUCCUGUUUAUGAUGGUGUGUGUGGCUAUAUAUUUAAGCACGACGCCGUACCCAGAAAUCAUGCGAUAUGACCAGGAAAAGACGUUUUACACCAGCAAGAGCAAGAAGCAGAAAAAAGAGUUUCCAUUUGGAAAGUUCAAGUCUCAGGAUUCAGUGAAGCUGUCAGUUAUAGUGCCAGCAUAUAAUGAGGAAGAGAGACUGCCGAGCAUGAUGCGCGAGGCGCUGGACCACCUGGAGGCGCGCCGCGCCGCCGACGACACCUUCAGCUACGAGGUGAUCGUGGUGGACGACGGCAGCCGGGACUCCACCUCGGACCUGGCGCUGCAGUACACCGAGCAGUACGGCGCCGAGCGCGUGCGCGUGCUCACGCUGGCGCGCAACCGCGGCAAAGGCGGCGCGAUCCGCAUGGGGAUGCUGAGCUCGCGCGGGCACUGGCUGCUGUUCGCCGACGCCGACGGCGCCACCCGGUUCUCGGACCUGGAUCAGCUGGAGGCGCAGCUGGCGCCGCUGGCCGAGCGGCCCGACACGGCCGCGCUCGUGUGCGGCUCGCGCGCUCACCUCGAGAAGGAGAGCAUCGCACAGCGCUCGCUCUUCCGCACCGUGCUCAUGAAGGGCUUCCACGUGGUCGUGCGCGUGUUCACGGUGCGCGACGUGCGCGACACCCAGUGCGGCUUCAAGCUGUUCACCCGGCCGGCCAUGCUGCUCUGCUUCGCCAACCUGCACGUGGAGAGGUGGGCGUUCGAUGCGGAGAUGUUGUACGUGGCCCAGAAGCUGGACAUGCCGAUCAAGGAGGUGGCAGUGCACUGGACCGAAAUCGAAGGAUCCAAGCUGACACCGAUAAUCAGCUGGAUAGAGAUGGGCGUUGACCUGUUCUUCAUCUGGUUCCGGUACUCGAUCGGUGCGUGGAGAAUCCGAGAUCAGCUGGACAGUAAAAAGUUUGAAUGAGUUGCGACAUCAAGGCUGUGAUCAUGUGACGUCACUCGGGGUGAGAUGCGAAUGGUGGGGCAAGGAAUGUGUCAGCAGCGGGGCCGGGGCACCAAAGACGCGGCCAGUCCAGGCUUGUGCGUGGGUACGGGUGGGGGCACGCUCUGAAGCGAUUGUGGCAAGCGUUUCAAGUAUUCGUCAUUUGCUUUAUUGGAAAAUGAGUUUCCACUCUUUCGCGAGCUGUCUGUCGGAACCGGCGUCGGCAAAGCCAUUGUCACGUCACCACAAUUGACACACCGCCAGUGCAGGGUAGGUCCGGCCGUCACCGAAUGUCUAUGGCCGCGAUGGCUUACGAGAUUCUUGUCACACCGAUUUGUUGUGCAGUGAUAUCCAGUCGCGUAUCCGAUGUCAUGUGCUCUGAUCGCUUAUCCACAGUGAGCCUGAUUUUUGUGGGUAGAUGUUGGUGUUUGGGGGUGUUCACGUUUGGUUUCUUCGUGGUUGCGACUUGUUAGGUUUAGAAAAGGUUACGUUUUGUUGGUCAACAUUGCCACUGUACGCGUUCAGCGUAGUCGAGGACUUCUUUGGAAAAUGGGUCUUCUUUGGCCAAAAAUGAAUGCGUGAACUCAUUUUAUCUCCAUUUGGAUGACCUGCUGCUCUUAGAUUUCCACAUACCGCACCGGCGUAUCACGGUAACGGCAUGUACCACGUACAUACCUACGCACACAUUGAUGACCUUCCCAUGGGGCAUGUACGUGGCCCAGCUGAGUUCGAUAGGAUGCCAGUCUGUUCUGUCUUGAAAGUUUGUUCGAUGUUUUGUUCCCGCCUGUGACUUGUUUUGGAACUUCAUGAUCAUUCCUAGCAGACAACCCCAAAUGGAAAUUGUUUAUAAGAUAUUUGUUUCUUCGGGACGCCACAUUCCAUCGUGGACUGGUUGGACUGCGUCUUUUUGUUCGGCCUGCGUACUUGACAUGACCUUAUAAGUUAAUAGACGUGUUGGACACAGUCGACCAAGCCUGGAACUAAUGUGUGGCGCCUCCUUUUUCCACCGCUAUCGCUUCAUGGGCUUGCACCACACGCGCAGGAUAUUAAUACAGGUUUUACCGAAACGCUU